AUGUCUGCCUCUAAUAAAUUCAUCACCGAUGUUCUUAUUAGUUUUAAUCCAACUUUCGAUCCUCUUAUACUGGACAUUUUACUUCUUGUAGUUGGCUGUGUCUUUACUGUGUUCGUCUGUCUGUUCGGUAUUGCUGCUAAUAUCGUGAACAUACCGCUGUUUCGAAAGCUGGGCUACCAAGAUGGUGUCAAUGUUUCUCUGACUGCCCUGGCCAUUAGCGACCUGUGCGGUCUGAUAUUUGAACUUGUGUACUCUGUCUUAUUAAAUCCUUACAUCCUGGAGAAAGAAUUGGUGGUUUCUAAAAUUGUUAUAGGCUUCAUAACUUACUACUUGUUUGAAUAUUUUACAAGGGUCAGUGGCGUGAUAACUGCUUACGCCGCUUUGGAGCGCUGUCUGUCUGUGACCUGGCCACUGAAAGUCAAAAUGAUAAUCACAAAUAAAGUGUCCGUGGCGGUCAACUGGAGUAUAUUUAUGUUAUACUCUCUAUACCUGUUUCCUCAGUUUUUCACCACGUAUUUUGACUGGACUUAUGUCCCAGAACGAAACAAAACAGUGUAUGUUAUUUAUUUAACUAGCAGGAGAGCGGAAGUGUUUCCUAUAACCUAUUACAUCACGGACAUGCUCCUUCCCUGCAGCACCUACAUUGUCCUCAUCACAUGCUGCACGACUCUCUUUGUGAAGCUCAAGUCUAAGGCCAAAUGGAGGCAGCUGGUAUCAAGCUCUUGCGACAAGGUUUCUCAUGUCAACAGAAAGGAGCUCAAGUCUGCAAGGAUGUUCAUGGCUGUCUCCUUCAUGGCCGUGGUGCUUCUCCUGCCCCAGUCCGUGAUGUUUUCUGUCUUGAUCUUCAUUAGGGCUCUAGCGAUGGACGGCCAAUACGGGGAUCUGAGACAUGCACUUAAUACUUGUGUCAAUUUACUGAAGAUCAGCAACUCUAGUUUCACUAUAUUCAUCUACUAUAACAUGAGUACCAAGUACAGAUUUGAGUUUCAGAGAAUGUUGGCGAAAUUUAAAUCAAACGUGAAAUUACAACCGGAAAUUCACAAGUGA
Messenger RNA from Biomphalaria glabrata, 1047 nucleotides. RefSeq lists its product as uncharacterized. The record is from RefSeq and is a predicted model, not a curated record. The transcript has a single exon. Gene Ontology annotation, molecular function: G protein-coupled peptide receptor activity. The coding region runs from base 1 to 1047 and encodes 348 amino acids. NCBI's taxonomy places the organism in Eukaryota, Metazoa, Mollusca, Gastropoda, Planorbidae. Gene Ontology annotation, cellular component: membrane.